Micromonas pusilla CCMP1545 is the source of this 1299-nucleotide messenger RNA. RefSeq names its product chloroplast envelope protein translocase family (gene TOC64-1). The record is from RefSeq and is a predicted model, not a curated record. Bases 1 to 1299 code for a protein of 432 amino acids. The transcript is spliced from 3 exons. NCBI's taxonomy places the organism in Eukaryota, Viridiplantae, Chlorophyta, Mamiellophyceae, Mamiellales, Mamiellaceae.
AUGGCGUGCGUCGCGCGCGCGUCCUUCGCCGCGUUCGCUUCCUCCUCCUCCUCCUCCUCCAUCCCGAAGACCGGCAAAGGCGGAUCGUUCGUGGAUCACUGCCACGGCGUCGAGAUCAAGGGCGGCGGCGCGAGCGCGACUGAUGAGGGCGCGGGCGGCGUCCUGUCCGGGCUCACGUUCGCGGUGAAGGACAACCUCGAUCUCGCGGGGCAUCGAACCGGAUGCGGCAACCCGGACUGGCUCCGGACGCGCGGCGGUACGCCCGCCGCGACGCACGCGCCGUGCGUCGCCGCGAUGCUCGACGCGGGCGCGACCUGCGUCGGGAAGACGCAGAUGGAUGAGCUCGCGUGGUCGCUCCAGGGCGAGAACGCGCACUACGGCACGCCGUCCAACCCCGCGGAUCCCUCGCGCGUUCCCGGAGGGUCCUCCUCCGGGAGCGCGUGCGCGGUCGCCGCCGCGCACGUCGACGUCGCCCUCGGCACGGACACCGCCGGGAGCGUCCGCGUGCCCGCGUCGUACGUCGGCGUGUACGGCUUCCGUCCCUCGCACGGCCGCGUUCCCGUCGACGGUUGCGUCGCGUUGGCGCGCUCCUUCGACUGCGUCGGUUGGUUCGCGCGCGACGCCGCGACGUUGAUGGCGUGCGGCGCCGCGCUUUUGCCGCCCGACCGGCCGAGCGGGACGAUUCACGCGGACGGGUUCAAGCGGUUGAUCGUCGCGACGGACGCGUUCGCGACGUGCGACGCGGGGACGCGCGAGGCGUUGAUUUCGGCGAUCGAGAGAGCGGCGAAAGCCGGCGGCGACCUCGAGCCCGCGUGGUGGGACUCGUUCCGGACGCUCCAGACGCGCGAGGUGUGGCUCGAGCACGGCGCGUGGAUCGAGGAGACGGAUCCGUCGUUCGGCCCCGGGGUGGCGGAGCGGUUCGCCGCCGCCGAAGCCGGCGGCGGCGCGGCGACCGACGCGAUCGCGGCCGCGAACGCCGCGCGCGACGCGAUCACGCGACGCCUGAACGCGAUGCUCGAAGGCGGCGGUGUGAUCGUGUUGCCGUCCGCGCCGUCGCCCGCGCUGAAGACGGGCGCGAGCGCGGAGGCGACGGAGGCGUUUCGCGCGCGGCAGCUGCGGCUGACGACCGCGGCGGGGAUGGCUGGACUGCCGCAGGCGCGUCGGUUCGGUCGGCGAAUCGUGUCGAUUCCGGCGGCGACCGCGGAUGGCGCGCCGGUCGGGCUGUCGUUCAUCGCCGCGCGCGGGAGGGACGAGGAGCUGCUCGCGCUGACGGUGUCGCUCGAGCGCGCGUUGUUUUAG